AUGUUCACUCUCUUGAGUCUCUGCAUCCUCGCGGCUGCCACCGCCCGAGCCGGCGACAGCGAUCACGAAAUGCAGACCCGCCCAAAGAUCAACCCCUAUCCCCCUGGGUCACUGAACUCUCGUCUACUCGCGGGCACGCCAGAGCACGACUCAUCGGUGAAAAACUGGACCGAAAGCGCGACUCUCCAGGACGCAAUCCCCUGGGCCUGCUACGACGCUGUCAAGCGCGAGGGCCUGAGCCCGGCCGACGUCGAGGUCUUCACGGUGACAUACGACGACUGCAGCACUCCUUGGGAGCUCUGUCGUCACAAGAACGCCGAGCGGAAUCUCCCAACGGUGACCAGCCUGCACAGCAAGAUCCCUGUCAGAGCGCGCGACCUCCUCCCGUACGCACUACACCUGCCCGGACCCGAGCGUGCGUACCGCACGUCAGAAAUCCUCGUUCUCGGCGGCAAGCCCGACUUCUCUGCCAUCAUGCACCAGGUCGGCCACGCCAUUGAUGACAACUGCGCGUUCCCUGGCAAGGACCGCCGCUGUUCGGAUACCGAGACGUGGCGGAACGCAUUCGACCGCGAUACCUACGUGGUGGACGACAUCGCUCGCACAAGCCAGGCAGAGAACUUUGCUCAGAUCGUCAUCCACACCGUCGUGAACCUCAACUUCCCCGGAGGGCUCGCCUCAAUGGGCGCCACUACAGAUGGACAGUUCAGCCAGAACCUGUACGACGAUGAGGUCAAGGUCCAGACGCAGUACUGCGGGCCGUACCUCGUCGCCAACCCUGACGACAAAUGCGAUAACUUCCGCCCGAAGCGUGAAUAUGUCUCCAAAAGUACUGGUGAAAAGAUCGAAGACCCCUUCAAGGCCACCUAA
This is a messenger RNA of Trichosporon asahii var. asahii CBS 2479, 870 nucleotides long. RefSeq lists its product as uncharacterized. Gene Ontology annotation, molecular function: metallopeptidase activity. The record is from RefSeq and is a predicted model, not a curated record. Bases 1 to 870 code for a protein of 289 amino acids. The transcript has a single exon. NCBI's taxonomy places the organism in Eukaryota, Fungi, Basidiomycota, Tremellomycetes, Trichosporonales, Trichosporonaceae.